GGAAAACUGUCAUUUCUAUAAUACGAGAGAAACUACAAUGUUUUCAAACAGAUCCCAGACGGAAAUAAGUAUUACCAAUGGAACAUUCCAAAUGGGUAGUUCACUUUCAACAACUCUAUGCACACCCAUCAGACCCACUUCCUUUACUCAAGGGAUAAAUGAAUUAAGGAAAAGUGUACUGUUGAAAAGGAGCCAGAGGCGAAAUAAAAUUUAUGAUGCCCGAAACAAUUUUGUAGGUGACAUCUACACCUUGGACUACUUAGAGGAUAUAUUCAAAGGAGUUCUGAUAAAUGAGGAAAAAAUACUGUUGAAGAAAGGAUUUCUCAACACAUUCAAUCCAGAAAAUAACCAUAGAUUGAAAACAGUUAACUGGUUACUAUCGAUUCAGCAGGUUCAUUUACAAUUUACUGAGAGUGACUUUUAUUUGGCCAUUAAUUUCAUGGAUCAUAUAUUGGCCCGCGUCAAAAUUUCUAGGAACAUAUAUCAGUUGCUUGCUUUAACAAGCCUUUGGAUAGCUACAAAGUUGACGGGAACAUUAGAUAUAGAUGUGAGUAACUUAUGCAAAAAAUAGUUUUUGAAAAUUGGU
Molecule: messenger RNA, 586 nt
Organism: Leptinotarsa decemlineata (Colorado potato beetle)
Lineage: Eukaryota; Metazoa; Arthropoda; Insecta; Coleoptera; Chrysomelidae
Product: G2/mitotic-specific cyclin-B3-like
Source: RefSeq, a predicted model, not a curated record